AUGUUCACCCCCACGAUACUCCUGAUCUCGACGAUCGCCCUGGCGGCUUGUGAACCGCCAGUAUCGAAUUACCUGCCUCCAAACCAGCAACUGCACACGUCCGCCGUCUUCUCAAAACCUUCUCAGAACUACGGCACGCCCAGUUUAUCGAAUCAAUACCUGGCUCCAGAAAGUUCCCAAAGGUCGCCUUCUUCAAAAUACGGAGCGCCUUCAGCAUUCGAUGCUCUGUCUAACCAAUAUGGAGCUCCAAGCAACCAGUAUCAGGCGCCUUCUUCUAAAUACGGUGCACCAAAUGCUCCAUCAUCAUCGUACGGAGCUCCUUCAUCCACUUUCAGCGCCCCAUCUAAUCAAUACUUAGCCCCAUCGUCUAAAUACGGUGUUCCCAGUGCUCCUUCACCAACAUACGGAACACCUUCCUCAAAAUACGGUGCCCCAAGUGCUGCAUCAACAAAAUAUAGUGCUCCAUCAUCAAAAUACGGAGCUCCUUCUUCAACCUACGGUGCUCCAAGUGCUCCAUCCUCAAACUACGGAGCCCCAAGUGCUCCGUCCUCAAAAUACGGAGCUCCAAAAGCCCCAUCUUCAAAUUAUGGUGCUCCUUCUUCGACCUACGGUGCUCCAAAUGCUCCAUCUUCAAACUAUGGUGCUCCUUCGUCUUCCAGCCGCUCCCUCUCUACAUCAUAUAGUGCUCCAUCAUCAAAAUACGGAGCGCCAUCCAACCAGUACAGUAGUGCUCCAUCCAGUUUAUAUGGUGCUCCUUCUAAUCAAUACUUGGCUCCUUCUUCAGGAGGUUACAAUAGUGGUAGCAGUGGAUACAGUCAAGGAGGAUACGAAAGAAAUGAACCUGCACGUUACAACUUCCGCUACGACGUAAACGACCAGUACAGCGGAAACGAUUUUGGACAUGAGGAAUCACGAGAUGGUGACCGGGUUGUUGGACAAUACUACGUCUUGUUGCCCGAUGGCAGAAAACAAAUUGUGACUUACGAAGCCGACGAAAACGGUUACCGACCAAAGAUCUCGUACCAGCAAACAGGCUACGGUAAAAGUUCUGGUUCGUCGGAGGGCUACCAGUAUUGA
Molecule: messenger RNA, 1077 nt
Organism: Ctenocephalides felis (cat flea)
Lineage: Eukaryota; Metazoa; Arthropoda; Insecta; Siphonaptera; Pulicidae
Product: pro-resilin-like
Exons: 4
Coding region: 1-1077 (358 amino acids)
Cellular component (GO): extracellular matrix
Source: RefSeq, a predicted model, not a curated record